AUGGUAUUAUUGGAAAAGCAAUGGGUGAAUGUCCAAGAGAAGACCUUUACAAAAUGGCUCAAUAACAAGAUCAAACCCCGUGAAGUCGCCGUCAGAAGCCUCGUCACAGACCUUUCCGACGGCAUCAUCCUCAUCCACCUUCUCGAGAUCCUCAGCAAUGAAUCCCUCGGGCGAUAUGCGGCGAACCCUCGCCUCCGGGUGCAGAAAUUCGAGAACGUCAAUAAGUCACUCGAGUUUAUCAAGAGCCGCGGAAUUCAGAUGACAAACAUUGGUGCAGAGGACGUGGUUGAUGGGAACCGCAAGAUCAUUUUGGGGCUGAUAUGGACGCUCAUUCUGCGGUUCACCAUCUCCGACAUCAACGAGGAAGGCUUGACGGCCAAGGAAGGUCUGCUGCUGUGGUGCCAACGGAAAACGGCAUGCUAUGAAGGAGUCGAAGUGCGGGACUUUUCAUCCUCGUGGAAUAAUGGGCUCGCCUUUUGUGCGCUUCUGGAUAUCCACCGGCCCGAUCUGAUCGACUUUGACAUGUUGGAUAAGUCGGACCACAAAGGGAACAUGAAGUUGGCGUUCGAGAUUGCGAGCAGAGAGAUCGGCAUCCCGGACCUGCUCGACGUCGAAGACGUGGCAGAUGUCCCCAAACCCGAUGAAAGAUCACUGAUGACCUACAUCGCCUACUGGUUUCACGCAUUCAGUGCCAUGGAGAGGGUGGAAAAUGCAGGCAGACGAGUCGAGAAGUUCGUGAGCAAUAUGCAAGGCGCGUGGGAAAUGGAGUCAGCAUACGAGAAGAGAAUGCGUGCCCUCCUGCAACAGAUCCGACAACAGCGCCAGUCCUGGCGCGACUCGCAAUUCCAGGGGACGUAUGCAGACGCGAAGGCUCAAGCCAAUGCGUUGGCCAGCUACAAGCGGAGCCAGAAACGCAAGUGGGUGGCCGAGAAGUCCGACUUAGCCGCGCUGCUAGGCAACAUCAAGACCAAACUCUCCACGUACAGACUGCGUCCGUACCAGCCACCGCCAGAACUGAGACUAGAAGUGCUCGACCACGAAUGGGCGGCAUUGGGGACCGACGAGCACGCUCGAAGCAAGCUGAUCAAUGAGACCAUCCGAGACAUCAAAAACGCGUUGAGGAAGACCUUUGCCGAUAAGGCCAAUGAUUUCGCAUUGACCCUGAACACGCUCUCCCUCGCCGUCUCCGGACUGGAAGGUGAUGUCGAGGAUCAACUGAAUCAUGCCCAACGUCUGGCCGACAAUCUUGGUCCGCUCGAGCAAUACCUCGAGGGUAUAGCGAUCCUCGAUGAGAAGUGCCAGGAGGCCAACAUUGACGAAAACGAUUACACAACAUACACGUACGACGAGCUAUUAUACGAGCUCAGCCUUGUCAAGGCAAGCGUGCAGAAGAAAUUGACAUUCCUCGAGAAUCAAAUGGUUGCUCGUAACAUGACCAACCUGACACCAAUUCAGCUCGAGGAAUUCGAAUCUGUGUUUCGCCACUUUGACCGUGACGGCACCAACGCACUCACGGAGCUCGAAUUCAGCGCCGCGCUGGCCAGUCUGGGACUGGUGUACGACGAGCACGAAAUGCACGACAAGUUCGUGGAAGUCUGCCACAGCGGCAUCGAUCCCACCAUGUCACCCGUCUCGCGUCGGCAACGAGAGUCCCGUGGCGUGGGCUUCGAGCAGUUCAUCCGGUUUAUGGUGUCCGUGACGGAAGAUCAGAACAGCUCAGAACAAGUCUUCCAGUCGUUCCGCGAGGUGGCGGAUGGGAAGCCCUACGUCACGGAGAUGGAUCUGCGGCAUUCACUCAUUCCCGACGAUUUGAUUGAAGAUCUAUUGAGCAGUAUGCCCGAGCAUACCGGGCCGGAUCUGGAGGCCGACAGGAACGUGCCCAAGUAUGAUUAUAUUACCUUCAUGCAGGGCAUGAUGGGGGAUGGGCAGCACAGAGACCAGCCGGAUCGAGGUCGCGCGAAUGGCGUCGCAACGCCCACAACGCCCAGGAGGUGA
This is a messenger RNA of Cladophialophora carrionii CBS 160.54, 1995 nucleotides long. RefSeq lists its product as uncharacterized. Gene Ontology annotation, molecular function: actin filament binding; calcium ion binding. The transcript is spliced from 2 exons. Gene Ontology annotation, biological process: muscle cell development; actin cytoskeleton organization. The record is from RefSeq and is a predicted model, not a curated record. Bases 1 to 1995 code for a protein of 664 amino acids. Gene Ontology annotation, cellular component: cell junction; plasma membrane; Z disc. Lineage: Eukaryota; Fungi; Ascomycota; Eurotiomycetes; Chaetothyriales; Herpotrichiellaceae.